AUGAAUUUAUGGAGUCAAUUGUUAGUGAAACACUUGUAUGUGGAUCGAAAUGUGAUUAAAGAAGUGUAUGAUCCAUGUCAUGAAGAUAAUCAACAACAACACCACGAUCAUCGUAUCAAAUCUCGUCCCUCUCUCAUGUCUGUCUAUUUCACUUUACGUUCUUUCAUCAAACAUAAAUUGACAACUGACAGUUCACAAAAGAAAUCUUCUCCGAGUCUAUUGAAAUCUCCUCUUGAUUCUCAAAACGUAGAGGAAGAGAAAUUACCUUGUUUUGCUACUUUCUCCAAUCACGGAUACAACAUAGCUGAAGGAUUCAACACUCAAUUAUUUUCUCGAUACUUCCAUGAGAUUGAUUAUGAUCCGUGUGGAAUGGGAGAUUAUAUUGGCGAGAGACGAGUGUUUGUGCAUGAGCCAUUCCAUAUGUCUGAUGAAGAUCAUGAUAUCAGGAUCUCAUUGAAUUCUGGUGAAAUGAUUCGUUUUCGUAUUUAUGCUCUUUCAUUUCAAGAAGAAUUUCAAGAAUAUUAUCAAUCGAUGAUUCAAAAAUUGAGUGGAAUGAUUUUUAUUCGAAACCUACCAAAGGAAGUGAUGCUGAAUGAAACUCGUAUCAUUGAGUCUGAAUUGCCAACACUUAAAAUUCUCAUGAAACAAGAGUUCAAAUCACCACUCGUUACCAUUGGAUUACAUACACAACAUGAACAACGAGAUACAAUUUUCAAAAUACUUUACAAAAUGGUGCAUGAAAAGAAAUAUUUUGGAGAAUGUCGUGUGGAUGUGACACAAUGUAAUUUAUAUGAACAUGAUCAAGUGGAGAGAACCAUGAUCCAUGCCUUGGGACGUUAUCGACUGCAUCAAUUGGACACGAAUCAAUUAUUUAUGGAUUUGAUCAAUAACAAGUUAAAGUUGGAAUGGAACAAGAAGGACAAGAAUCAUUGUCAAACGAUGUGA
Naegleria fowleri is the source of this 945-nucleotide messenger RNA. RefSeq lists its product as uncharacterized. Bases 1 to 945 code for a protein of 314 amino acids. Lineage: Eukaryota; Heterolobosea; Eutetramitea; Acrasida; Naegleriidae. The record is from RefSeq and is a predicted model, not a curated record. The transcript has a single exon.